AUGAAAUGGUUUUGGAUCAACUAAUUGUAAAACAAUUCAUAAAGUUCUAAUAGAGAAUUGAAAGCAUAAGGAAAAUGUUUAUGUAAUUUAUCAUAUUAUUAUUAUAAUACAGAUCAUAUAGAAUGUUAAAGUAAUAUAUUAGAUAUAAUUAAUAGAGUAUCAUAAUUCAUGUGUAACAUAUGGCAAGAAUGCAUGUUAAGAAUAUCCUCCUACUAAAACAACUUUGUAAUCAGGUAAUGUAUUUGAAUGUAUUUUGAUCAAAAACCGUUAAUGA
Molecule: messenger RNA, 274 nt
Organism: Paramecium pentaurelia
Lineage: Eukaryota; Ciliophora; Oligohymenophorea; Peniculida; Parameciidae
Source: the annotation of a GenBank genome assembly